Messenger RNA from Anthostomella pinea, 5424 nucleotides. The record is from the annotation of a GenBank genome assembly. NCBI's taxonomy places the organism in Eukaryota, Fungi, Ascomycota, Sordariomycetes, Xylariales, Xylariaceae.
AUGGGUGUCGACUCGAGGAAGCCUCCACCACUACCUGCACCGACCGAGACCGAAUCCCUUUCUACACCCACCGAGUUGGCCCCGUCCGGUGUGUCCAAACCCGGCGACGAGAAUUCACACUACUCGCUGCCCGACGAUGGCACCCCGGUCACCAUUAGAACUCGUGGCCACAGACAGAACAAAUCGCAGACGUCACUACUGAUCGAGUACUUCGAGGGUGGGAAACCUCGCAGCGGGUCGCCCGGCGCAUCAGGUGCUACCGAGCGCAAGCCGAGUGUUCGCGUACGCCUGACGCCGUCCAAGGGUCGCGGGAAGAACGACCACAUCCAGAUCACUGAGACCAAGAGCAGAAAGGCAUCUUUGACCCGUAGAGCGACUGCGAGUCCGAACAUCAGCCGAAGCGAACUAGACAUGAUCGACCCCGAAGACGCCAGAAGCAUGAACUCUUACGCUUCCGCCACCGAGGAGUCCAAUGUCUCUCGCAACCCUAUCGAGGUUGAGAUCGACUCGAGUCAUCCUCGCCGCCGGCGGAAGGCGACGAGUCCUCUUAUCCCCGCUGUCGAUAGCAAAACAUCCACCUACCAGCCACCGAACAUGUCGGACAUCUCAGCGAUACCGACUGAUAGUUUUCUGGAUGGAUCUGGUGGGACCACGACUGCACGAGAAGAGAAGCGCGCCAGGAGCCCGCUUCGAGGUGACGGUCUGGCCGCCGGUGCUCUAGGAGCUGUUGCUGCCGCCGCCGCUGCAGAUAAGUUGAAUCGCAAGAACCGCAGCGAAAGCCACGAGCGAAGCGUUAUACAGAAGGCUGUUGAGAAGGCCAGCAAACCCGAGCGGAAACACAGGUCGAAAAGCAGGACGAGCAGUGUCAGUGAAAAGGAUGGGGAUAGCCGAAGAAGGUCCAAGGGAAGUCACAAGGAAUCUCUGGUCUCAGCCGUCGAUUCAAGCCUACUCUCGUCACAACUGACCGGAAGCCACCGGUCUUAUGAUUCGCAUUCCUCCUCAAAGAUCUCCAUCAACAACCCGAAAUUGCUUGAGACUGUCGAAGACGCCAUUCGUAGACUGAUUCUCCCAGAACUUGAUGCUCUCAAGCGAGAAAACAGCCAGCGAGAGACCAAAAGAACCAAGCAUCGAGACUCAUUAUCAAGCCUGACAUCAGGAUCCAGAGAGGAGACAUCGGUCACAAGCAAGCGGAAGUCUGCCGAUACAACUCACUCUACCAAGUCAAAAGACCGACGGGAUAGAGAGGCUAGGAACGAUCUAUCACCCCAUAGUAGUAUCGAUCACAUAUCCAUUGCGGAAGACGUUCACGAUGACGAGACCACGCCGCGUCGAACUCGUGACCGGCUCACGGACGCUGCCCUGGGUGCCGCAGUGGUGGGCGCUGCACUACGAUCAAGAUCUAGGGGCGAUGAAAAGCGGCAGCGAAGACGGCGGCGGACAGAGACACCGAAGCGUGACCACACCGACCGAUAUAACGACGAGUAUGAAGAGUCCGAGCAUGAGGUCGCACCACCGAUGCCCCUAUCGAGCGAGAUCAACCCGUCAGAAAUGACAAGAACGUCGAUUCUUUCCGCUGAGACGGAUAGACCCCACUCGGCAAGCGAGGAGAUGACACCGAUCCCGAUCAGGGAGGUGACGAGAGGCGUUGCCUCAAUGGAGUCGAUGAGCAGUUCUCCGACACCAACAAAGUCGCCUGGCCGCACCCUGCAAAGCCUGGGGACACAGCACGCCAACAUAUCUCAUGGCGACCUCAGGGCUCUUCCGCGGCAAUCAACCUCGGACUUCCGUGAGGAUCGCGAGACUGAGGAGUUUGGUCACGUGUACCCAGCUCAAAACCGAGAGGAAUACGAUGACGACUACGAGGAGGCAGGCCACUUGUCGGAGCCUGGUAUGUACGACGAGGAUACGGGGAUGGGUCAUGCAUUUUAUGGCACCCAGGACGUUCCAGCUCCGCUGCGUUACGUCCCCUACCAGCAAGAGAGACGCGGCCUCAGCCCAAUCCAGAGUGUGUCCGGUUACACCGAGGGCGAGAGCGAAGUCCAGGGUCAUAGAGACUCGAGAACCACGCACACCGCCAGUGAACGCUCUUCGCCGGAGAAAUUAUCAAGACAUGAGCGAGAUCUGGAGUCGCCUGGCUCUGUUCCAAGCAACAUGCGAAGCCGCGAAUUCGGUGACGAAGGCAGUAGCGUGAGGAGCUCGGGUCUGGGCUACAGGAAUACCACGUAUAUCGACGAUAGCGAACUGGAUGGAGUAACAUCCGGGCAAGCAGUGCAGGUUGUCGGGGGCAACCCUCGAAUGGUCCACCAGAAUUUCGGGCCGGAGUCUGCCGUCGCAUCUCUGGUCGACGGCUCUGUUCUCGAUCCGUCCGUACUAAGUGGAUCUGCGGGACCCUCUAGACAGGAUUAUCGCAGUUCGCAACUCUCCUAUGAGGAGGCCGCCAGCGAAUCCAGCUCGAGAGAUUCGAGCCCCGCUAAGCGGUCGGUGGAUAGCCGCCAGCAAGUUCUUGCGGAACAGGGCCAUUCCCCAGCGCCGUCCCGGGAAAGAGACGGUUCGCCAGCCUCUCGCGAAUUCGCAGAGUACGAACUCAACGAACACGGACAGAAGGUUCCCCGAUCGGCUUAUCGCCAAUCUCCGACCACAUCUGAGACCGCCAUCACGGCUGCCGCACUCAGCCGGGCAGCGGCUGCUGCGCUUAAACGGCAACACAGAGGUCACGAGUCACCCAGCGAUGAGAUGUACGGAAGUCAGUUCUCUGGAGCUGGUGUAUCCCGAAAUCGGUCCUUCAAGGAACGAGCCGCAAAGGAUGGCUACCAGCCAAAUGCCACACCACGACACAGUGUUGAUCGUCUGUCCGACUACAGUCAGCCCAGGCUGGGAGCUAGUGGCUUACCAGAUGUUGACAAUCCAAUGCCGGAAAUAGGCUACGGCUACGGUGACGACCAUCGAUCCCAACAAAACACACCAUCUAUCGUGCGCGAGCCCCUCGGCGGCUCGCAUCACGAAAGCCGAGAACACUGGCCUUCAGAGCCUACACCUACGCAAGAGGCGCAUGACUAUGAUCGCGCUGUCACUCCCAAGGCAAGCAGUGCCCGUGGCAAUGGGGAUGGCCUUGGUAUCGCCGAUGCGGCAGCGGUUGCGACUAUUGCGACUAUUGCGACUGCUGGGGCCUUGGCAGCUUCGCACAGUCGACAACCAAGUCAAGAGCAAGAUGAUGAAUGGCAGCGAACAUCAGGUGAACGCAAGAGAGAUACCUGGGUCACAAAUCCCUACGAAGGAACCAGCCCGAUCGCCAAUCUCCCCGGGCUGGAGGGCAAUAUAUUGGGCGGUACAGGCUUCGGAUCUGACCAGUACCGCAAUGGUUUCCACAAUGGCAGCCCAGGCUUACCAGGUGGGGACGAAGGUUACAUCUCCGCGGCCCCGAACGAGGCUCGAGACGGAAUCAACGGGAAGGGUAAAAACAUCGAAGUCUUGAACCAACCCCGCCUUGGGGACGUGGAAGAUCCCUUCUACGCACCCAAAGAUUCCAGAGGCCUCAGUGGCAUGUCCCAAGGGAUGCAGACGCCGCUGUACGACCCUGCGUCCGGAACUGGUAUUGACAGGAUUCAGUCGAAAGAUAUUAUUGCACUAAUGGAGCAUCUUAUGGUCCGUGACGCUCAACGGAGUGCUAGAGACACCGAGAUUCUGGUGACGCUUGUUCGAUCAGCUGCCGAGAUGCGCAACUCCUUCGAGGAUAUCAAGAAGAUGCUAGCAGACUCUGAAGAUCAGAUCAUUGGCGAAGUCAAGGACAACACGGAGAAGACUGUCAAACGCCACCUCGGGGGUCCCAGGCCAUUCCCUGGCAGCAGUGGGCGAUCUGUCCAGGGCGGUUCGCUUGCUGGUACCGACGAUCUACCUACAAAGAAGCGAAACCUACUUCGCCGAGCUCUCCAAGGAUUGGGCGCAAAGGGUGCCAACGACCUGGGCAGGAUAGAGGAUAUGUUGUUCCAGCUCCUCACUGACGUCGACGUUCUGAAGCACCAGACUGCUGGUCCGGGUGGCGUGAGCACGCAAGCUCAGUCUCUUGAGAAUCUGCAGCCGUCAAUCCAGUACGAACAAGACCGAGGCUAUGAGCCGGAAGGAAAUGCUGGAACCUCUACUGCUAGCCAUGCCAGUCAAUCUGGUCAUCUCUCUUUACCCCAGUCCCGUGGGAACUCCACGCGACUAGGAAAUGAUCGAAAGUUUUCUGAUCACCGCAUCAGUACCGUUCCCGAGGACUCGGAUGAGUACGACGACCAUGCUGUACCGGCAAUCAAGCGAUACCCUGCUGAAGAAACGCUACUGUCUCCUGCCAGCGACAGGCAACGAGGUGGCUCCGUCCCUCUAGGCACACCCCCUCACCAAACUCCACAAGCUCAGCAUUACUCUGUCAGCAACGAUAAUACUCCUCGGACCGAAGAGGGCAAGAAGCACAAAUCAAGGGGAUCAACAAGCUUCUUCCCCAAGAUAUCGCGUUGGUCGGAGACUACAGCGUCGAGCAUUGGCAAAGCCUUCCGCGGCAGUGGGGGUUCUCGAAAACAGGACCCUCCUGAGGAAUACCUGCAGCAUCCUCCUUCUCGCUCUGGGUCCGACCUCGGUGAUUAUGAUCAUCUCCAUAACCAGGAUACAUACGGAGAUGACGAACUACACGCGGGGUUCUCCCAGGACCUCCUGCCACCAGGUAUGGAUGGCGGUGCGCAUGGCCCUUCGAUGGCAAAUGAGCAGCUGUCUGUGCCAGGAACAUAUGCCACUCCGGAAGACCCCAAGUACAGGGCUCACCGGAACUCGUUGAACUUGCAGCACCCUCAGCCUCGUCCAGGGCAGACUGAGCGGUUUCGAACCGCACUAGAGACCUCCGCGGCUGACUAUGACUCACCAAUGUCUCCUAGAUCAGCUGAUUGGGCCGGCUCCGCUACAUCGCUUCAUCGUUUCCCGGCGCAAAACACUCAGCGGUACAGCGACAACAGUGCUCUGAACUCGGGCGCAGCAGGCGACGAGUACAACUGGUCCAAUGGACAGUCACCUGGCCAGCAGGGACCACCACGCCCUCCCAAAGAGCCGCUGGAUGGCCGAUCACCGGCGCAGGCAUCGACCCCGCCGCAGAACGCCCGGGUGAACAAGCUGCAGAAGAAGCAACAAAGCCCACUGCCUUAUCACAGUGUCGAGAGUGGCUACGGAACCGCUUCGGCUACCCACGCUGGGAGCUACAACUCAGGUAGCCCGCGACUGGAGAACAGAAACCUCAGCGGAGCUCUUGGUGUGCCAACGCGGAGACCCAGUGGGCCCAGAGCCAUGACACCCACGCGAAGUGACGAUGGCGAGAAGGAUGAGAGACGACGCAAGCGUGACACGUUCGGAACAGCAGCCAGCCCCUCCAGCGCUGCUAGCCAAGAGUCCGAAACGUUUUAG